AUGACACACCCAACUCAAGGUCGGGUCGAAGACAAUACCAUGCUGUGGGUCUUCAAGGAUAGAUUGGAUGUGGCUGAGGCACAGCAGGGUUUGCGCAGGGCUAUGCUUGAAAAUGAUAAAGCUCUAUGCUGGGACUUUAUUCAGCGUCUCGACCAAUUGAGUGCCAUUCAAGUUUGGCCGUUCGAGAUAGGCGACGAGUUCAACUUGAAUGCUACCAUAGCUCCCAUCAAAGAAGCCUAUGUGGGUGGCACCUUGAAAUGGCAACCUAAUAAAGUGACAUACUGGUCCCGCGGACGUCAACUUUGCAAGCCCCGGAAGUUGGACUGGGGCGAGUUUAUGCGGUUCUGCAAUGAUAACAAGGGCCGGGAAGGAUUCUGGGUCAAAGAGGGUCCCACGCUCGAGGCUGUACGUCGGAUGGUGGUCACUGCGGGAACAAUGCAGAUUGGAGGAGGACAUCUCUUUCUAUAUGACCCCGAAACUACUCUCAAACUUCUCUGGAAGAGUCAUCGAUGGGAGAACAGCUUCCUGUCCAAGGCCGGGACUAGGAUGAUGGAUUUUGAUCGUCGGGACAGGUUGCGCCAACUUCCCCAGCAGAAGCGCUUUAAGAGCGGGUACUCUGGUAUAUCGACAAAAAAGCGCCUCCCGCCUAUUCUGGGGCUCUAUACAACGAAGGUCGUAAAUGGCAAACCUGUUGUCCAAUACUGCCGAGUCGUUGACAUCGAGCUAUUCGGCAAGAAACUGCCCGAAUAA
Messenger RNA from Penicillium atrosanguineum, 750 nucleotides. RefSeq lists its product as uncharacterized. Lineage: Eukaryota; Fungi; Ascomycota; Eurotiomycetes; Eurotiales; Aspergillaceae. The transcript is spliced from 4 exons. The coding region runs from base 1 to 750 and encodes 249 amino acids. The record is from RefSeq and is a predicted model, not a curated record.